AUGUUACUAGAUAGAAAUACUAUGUUUAUUAUAGAUCAUGUUCAAUGUCGAAAUGCAUUAUCACAACCAGUAGAUGGUCUGAAAAGCUCAUUAAAACAUAUUGAUUAUAUAAAUAUUUGCAUGUUUCGAAAAACUCGUUUAUGCAAUUUUCUACAUGAAAUGAAUAAUGCUAAAUUUAAUGAAACAAAACAAGAUCUAGAAUUAUGGAAACGUGGUGUUAGUGUACCUCCACGUGUUUUUCGUCCUCAAGUGCGCUCAAAAUAUCUUGAUAUUGAAGAACGAAUUUCUCACAUUACCGAUAGUAAACGAACACCUAUUGACUUAUACAAUGGUGCAAAAGGUUCACAAGCAACGCGUGAAACACGAAUGGAAGUUGUGGCUUGGAUAGCUGUAUGUAUUUUUUCGUGUAAACUUGAAGGUGGGUUCGUACGUGAUUGGGUUGUCGGUAACUAUACGGCACGACCACAAAGUCUUCUAGGAAAUCCAAAAGCGUGGGUUACGUAUAGCAAUUCGAUACCAUAUAUAGAUAACGAAGUUGUCCCAGCUGAUUUAGAUUGUCAUUUGCCGACACAUGCUUAUUUCGAUAUUGAGAAAUUUCAUGAUGAACUAUACAAGUAUGAUAUUACAUGCAAAGUUUUUCGGCAAGAUUGGCGUUAUGUAAUACUGAUUGAUGAAGAUGCACCAACGGGUCCAUUUACAAUGGAUUUAAUUGAGCCACACGUCGCAUUAACUCAUGACCGUAUUGAUUUCGAUGUGAAUAAUUUAUCAUUAGAAAAAGAUUAUACUCAUGAAUUAGGUAUGCGGGUUGAUAUUCAGCAACGGCCAUAUUUGAUUGAGCUUGAAGCGAUUGUCGAUAAUAUUAAAAAUAAACGCUUUCAAGUACUUCGUCCAAUCGAUCAUUUUCUCACAGGACGUUUUAACAAGAUGACAAAUAUUCGACACUGGACACAAUUGGGAGAACCGUUUUAA
Messenger RNA from Rotaria sp. Silwood2, 969 nucleotides. Lineage: Eukaryota; Metazoa; Rotifera; Eurotatoria; Philodinida; Philodinidae. The record is from the annotation of a GenBank genome assembly.